AUGAGUGGUCAUGAGAUGAAUGACGAUAAGAAUAAUGCCAUAACAAUCAUACAAGAAGCAGAAGAGGAGAUUCUGGAAGAGGAAACUGGCAGUGAAGUGGUGGAAGUGCUGCCGGAAGUAGCCAAGGCAAAAGAGGAAACAGCAGCUACUACUGCUGUGACAGAAGCCACCUUCAAAUCAACCUCAGUAGCUCUGAUAGAGAAGCUGUUGCAAUUCAGUACGCCUCGCUUGGAUUCCAAGAUUGUCAAUGUUUUGUUUCUGGAAGGCAUGAUGGAUAUCUUCAUGACGCACGUGUCUCGCUUGGAUCUGGAGCAGAAAAAAGUCGAUCUGGAAGCCUGUGAUUUCGAGACAAAGCUCAAGUACAGCAAGCACAAGCGAAACUUUGACGAUAUUGAUGCGCUCAAGCGAUCCUAUCAUGCUAUGGAGUUUCUAUCGGGAACAACAGCAAAUCAUCUAUGGGUACAAAAUGCCAAAUUCUAUGACAUUGUCAAUCAUUUGUUUGAGAUGUUUCUGCCAAACUCACAUGGUAAUUUCAACCACUUUUUCAAGAUAUUUCAACACUUGGUCAGACGCCACCCAUGUGACAUGUUGGAUUUUGUCAUUAACCGGGACAAUGCCUCGAUUGUAUUCAACUACAUGCUGCCUUACUUGACUGAAAGCUCUGUUAUGGAUUCCAUCUUGAGCCUGAUAUUUGUGCGUGAUAUCAACCCCGAGACAAAGCAAGAGCGUGAAAAGAGCCAUGAAAAGUUGUAUCAAUUGGGAUUCUUGGAGUGGAUUGUAAGCAAGAUGCAAAUGAAAGAGCAUCCAGAGUAUGUGGAAGCAGCGCAAGAGUUCUUUCUUCGAGUGAUAGAAGAAGCAUCUCAAGUGGAUAACGGAGACGUCCUGUUCAAGGCACUAAAGGAGGAAAAGGGAGCAGAGAUUAUGCAAGUCCUAGUAAAGCAGGUGAUAAAUAAUCCGCCUUCCGAAGAAAGAGAACGUAUGAUAAGUAUUAUCAAAUUGCUGGUAAAGAGUGGCAUGUUGACUACCAGAGCUUCCUCACUGUCUCAGCCUGUGCAAGGACCAUUGUAUUAUAUAUCGCUGCGAUCGCAAGAUCUACUAGUGAAGCAUAUUCCGGAUUUCUGUUCAUUGUUUGUGAAUGACCGACAGUCUAUCAACACGAAAAUUGCCCCUCUGACAACAUCAGACAUGGACCUCUUGGACAUUAUCUAUCAAACACUGUACAAUGCAAAUGAGAAGACACAGAUGCUGGCAUCUACUCCCACUGCUUUCUGGAAGAUUCUCGUCAACUCGUUUUUCGAGAAAUCCUCCAGCAAUAUUUAUCAUACCUUAUUUUAUAGAAUCGUUUGUUUGACAUUGGCCAUCAAUUACGAACCCACAUUAAUUGUGCUUGUCAGAAAGCAGAGUUUGAUUACGAGACUCAUUGAUGAAUAUCAGGACAAGAAGAGAAUCACAGAAACCCGUGGCUUCAUCUUGUUGAUUUUGAAUCAGCUAAGAUUGAUGGCUGAUGCCCACCAUUCUGAUUUGAUUUCUCGUAUCAUCUCUGUCCAUCCGCGCUACCAAGAAUUCCUACCCACAUUGCGAAAAGACACACUGGCACAGACGGAACCUAUCUACGCGUGGAAGUUGGAAGCAUGUCCUCGACCACCAGCACAUCUUGGCCCUACACCACCUAUUCAAGCUGUGCACUUUUCACCGUAUUCUGGUACACUACCGCUGAUGAGCAAUGCAAACGACAAUGACGAUGCAUCUGGUAUUGAUCUAGGCAGUGAUUUCGCCUUUUGUCUUGGAUUCAAGGAAACAGAGAAAGGAACCGAAACGCCCUACGAAUACCUGUCUCGCAGAAACUCUGAUUACUCUUCCUCUCAGUCCACAAAUGAAGGAUUUCCCAUGGACAUUAUUUGGGGCGAAAGCCUAACAGCGAAUGAUAGCCAAAGUGAAGACGAUUCUGAUGGAGCAUCAUCCAAGAGUGGUAGUAGUAAAAGCAAAAAGAAGAAGAGGAGAUGA
Messenger RNA from Mucor velutinosus, 2004 nucleotides. RefSeq lists its product as uncharacterized. The transcript has 7 exons. The record is from RefSeq and is a predicted model, not a curated record. Bases 1 to 2004 code for a protein of 667 amino acids. Gene Ontology annotation, molecular function: protein phosphatase regulator activity; protein phosphatase binding. NCBI's taxonomy places the organism in Eukaryota, Fungi, Mucoromycota, Mucoromycetes, Mucorales, Mucoraceae.